GAUCACAAUGACUAAUUUGUCACCAAAUAAGUUUUUUCCUUGUGUAAAAUGUCCUGUAAUCUCCUCAAAUGUGUGCUGUGAUGGAUAAUCUGCAGUAUCAGGACUCAUUAUUCACUGUUGUGCCACCUUUACACCGAGCUCAUUACUGACUGCCCAGUAUAACCUCAAACCACACCCAGCUCAUACAACUUCCCAAUAUAUAUGAACUUAAUUAUAACCACAUCCAGCUCAUACAAUUGCCCAAUAUAGCCUUAUUAUAUCCACACCCAGCUCAUAACCGGCCUGCUAUAUCUCCUUAUAACCACCCCCAGCCCAUGCCCAUUCUAGCCAACCUGCUUGACUUCCUCUCUCUACAGCCUGGACAGGAAGUCAGAACACCUCGGGAGGUGAGGCUAAUGGGCCUUGUGAAUGAGAACACGGGUCAUCCUAACAUCCUGCGGCUCUACGAGUGGUUCGAUGCCCCAGACUGCUAUGUGAUGGUUCUAGAGCGGCCUGACCCCUGUAAGGACCUGGUGGACUUCUGCUACACCCAGAACAAAAAAGUGAUGGAUGAACAGCAGGCCCGGGCAGUGAUAGACCAGCUGCUUUACGCCCUCCUGCACUGCCAGCAUGCAGGAGUGUUCCAUCGGGAUGUGAAACCAACCAACAUCCUGAUAAACACGGAGACCCUGCGUGUCAUCCUCAUUGAUUUUGGGUGUGGAACUUCCUGGAAGGACACGCCUUUCAGUUCCUUCGCAGGCACCACUGACUUCUCACCUCCAGAGUGGUUUGAGGAGGGGCUGUACCAGGCUGGGCCCUUCACAGUGUGGUCCCUCGGGGUCACAGUGUUUGCCAUCGUUUGUGGCUACCUGCCAUUUAACCCGGACGAUGGCCAUGAGAGCAUGAGCAGAGUCCACUUCCCUACAGGGCUGUCCUCAGAAAUCAAGGACUUCAUGAGCAGGUGUUUGGCACCAGAGGUGAACGAACGAGUGACGCUAGAAGAGCUCCAGCGUCACCCGUGGCUCCACCCCACCUGCUUACAACAAGUGGGAUUCAGGAAGAGGAAGAUGAGGAGGGAGGAAGAUGGAGAGCAGAAAAGGAGCUCCUCUGACUCUCUCAUUCCCGCAAAGUGCCUCCGGAAAGAUCAAGAUGAAUGGCUUCAGCUUCUGGCAUCACCUACUCCAGGAGGAGAAGGCCAAGGCCAUGAAGGAAAGGGGCUGAGUGAACAUGGUCCCCAGGCCCCCGUACUCAGCCUUGGCCAUGAGCAGCAACGAGCACGCUGCUCGCCUCGGAAGCUGGAGCCCACAGAGGAUGACCAUCUGAGCCACGGCCAAAGCAGUGAGCAGUUCCUAUCCGCCUGCUCCUCUUUGCGGUCGUAUUACAGCUGUCAAUCCACAGAGUUUUGGAAUGUUUUGUUUUUUUAA
This is a messenger RNA of Anguilla rostrata (American eel), 1403 nucleotides long. Its product is annotated as serine/threonine-protein kinase pim-1-like. Gene Ontology annotation, biological process: negative regulation of apoptotic process; protein autophosphorylation; regulation of mitotic cell cycle. Lineage: Eukaryota; Metazoa; Chordata; Actinopteri; Anguilliformes; Anguillidae. The coding region runs from base 315 to 1403 and encodes 362 amino acids. The transcript is spliced from 6 exons. Gene Ontology annotation, cellular component: cytoplasm. The record is from RefSeq and is a predicted model, not a curated record. Gene Ontology annotation, molecular function: protein serine/threonine kinase activity; ATP binding.